UGGAUGCGGCGUGUGCGUUCUGACAGCAAUGCGAACGCGCAAACACGCACGCGCACGCGCGCGCGCGCACACGCUCGCGCGCACAUACUCAGGAACGCACGCACUGGAAAGGAGAGGAAAGUGGACGCUUUGCUGUUCGUCAGGUUUUCUGUUAGAAUCGCGGUGAUAAAAGAUGCGAGAUUAGCGUGUUUUUCUGAGAAGAGUGGACAGAAGGUCACCCGAGCGCCAUGGCUCAGUUCAAGCUGCAGAACGUGGAGGACUUCUAUGAGAUCGGAGAAAUACUGGGCAGCGGACAUUUCGGGCAGGUGCGUGAGCUAAAAGAGCGGGCCGGCGGUACCGUCUGGGCGGGGAAGUUCGUGAAGCUCCGCCGGAGCGUGAGCAGCCGUCUGGGCGUGGAGAGGAAGAACGUGGAGCGCGAGGUGGAAAUCCUGCAGAGCCUGCAGCACGUCAAUAUCAUCGCCCUGCACGACGUCUUCGAGAGCCGAGCCGAGAUCGUGCUGGUGGUGGAGCUUAUCCGUGGCGGCGAGCUUUUCGACUUCAUCGCUGCGAAGGAGAACGUGACGGAGAACGAGGCCAUCGACUUCCUCAAGCAGAUUCUGAAAGGUGUCGGCUUCAUGCACAGCAAACAAAUCGCCCACUUCGAUCUGAAGCCUGAGAACAUCAUGCUGUCAGAUAAGAACGCAGAGCAUCCCGAGAUCAAGAUCAUCGAUUUCGGCCUCGCACAUCGCUUCAAUGCCGGAGAGGAGUACAAGAGUCUGUGUGGCACUCCUCAGUACAUAGCUCCUGAGGUGAUAAACUAUGAGCCACUGAGCGUAGCCACUGACAUGUGGAGUAUUGGUGUUAUUACAUACAUCCUGUUAAGCGGGAUAUCGCCUUUCCAAGGCGAAACAGACGAGGAGACACUAAGGAGCAUUGUGGAUAUGAAGUACGACUUUGACGAGCAUUACUUCAGCCAAACGAGCGACAUAGCCAAAGAUUUUAUCGAGAAGCUGCUCGUCAAAGAUCAGAGUGAGAGAAUGACAGCUGAGGAAUGUUUACUGCACCCCUGGAUAAAGCCAUUGACACGUAAGCAGGCAGCUAACAGGAGUCGCUCAUCCAUCAACAUGAAGAAUUUCAAGAAAUUCAAUGCCAGGAGAAAGUGGAAGAUGUCCUAUAACAUGGUGUGGGCGUGUAACCGACUGUGUCGUCUGCAGCUGCUCUGCAAGAAAACCGUAGAGGACGAAGAGCUGAGAAGUUGUGAGAGUGACCAGGAGGACACAGAGACAAAGCCGGCUUCGCUCAUCCGCCGCAGACUGAGCAGCAGCUCCUGAACCUCACCUCCAUCCUCUUUCUCUACCUUCAUUCUCAGAGGAAACGUGUCAUGGGGUCACGCAGUAAACACCCCCAAACCCUCUUCCCCCACCCCGGGGUUCCCGUGCGCUCUUAUUUAUUUCGGAGUUCACUCGAUGCUUAAUUGGACUGUGUGUCGAAUAUCAUUACAUCAUUUCUGUUUCUAUUGUUUUGUUUAAUUGAAGUCUUUUUGUGUGCACAUCAAUGUGUGAACGUUUUCAACACAAACACUGUGUAGGGAUUAAUCCAGUGUCAUACGUUGAUCACUUUAUGAAGUCUGUUUUGAAGUGUCUUUGGUUUACAUGAACAUUUUUACAUUGUGUUUUCAUUCUAGAAGAUAAGCUGUAAAAGGCCGCGGCUGUGGGCGGAGGGAAGUCGGGCGAACCGGCAGAUAACGCAUAACGAGUCCCGCCUGGUACAGACAGUUUACUUAGUCUUGUCUUUUUGAGCUUUCGGGGUUGGCUGUAAAAAGAAAAAGAGAGAGAACUUCUCCAGACUCCGGGUUUCGGCACCGCUGUCUAACCCCGGCGUCUGAGUAAAUGGGUGAGGGUUCGUGGAGACAGCAAUUGCUCAAAACUCUAAAAAGUUGUUUAUUGAGUGCGCUAUUGGGGGCUACGUCUACACCAAUCAGGAUACAUUUCAAAACAGGGGUUUCCUCGAAAAAACGCUCCGCGUCCACACUUUCGUUGUCAGUCGUUUACCAAAAGUUGCUCAUCCACACUGAAACGUCUGAAAACGCUCAUGUGUAUCACGCACAAGCAAAACGUGAGACGCUUCGACCACCGUCCCGCAUUUUAAAACGUUGCGGGAAGCCUCUGUUUUCACAGUUCACACUGCGACGUCAAAUUUCAAAUGUAUCCACUUUGGAGAGUGUUUUCAAAAAUUUGCGUUUUUGUUGUACGGUGUAGAGGGGAAGCCAAAACAAAAAGGUAUUAGUGUGGACACAGCAUUAAAGGUGUUCCACUCUCUCUCUCUUUCAACCCUGAAAGGACGGGGCAAAGUAGACUCUCUGAAAAAAACACAAUGCGAGAACGAUUAUGCGUUAGUUGUGUGUUCGCCCUCCGUCCCCCAGGAACACAGCUGAUGCUCGGCCAUGCUGCCAUAAAGACAGAUUGUUGGAGAGCCGUGGUUUCGUGUGAUUUUCAACAAAAUCUUUGCAGGGGAAGUGAUAGACAAGUCGUUAAGGUUUAGAACUGCUCAGAAGCCCUAGUAUCGCCAAGCUGCCACUUUUGGGGCCCUUGAGCAAGGCCCUUGGCACUACAUGCUUCAGGGGCGCUGUAUCAUGGCUCAACCUGUGCCUCGACCCCAUCAUCCUGACAAGCUGGGAUAUGCGAAGAACGACAAGUAAAAUCCUCUGUCUUGCUUUUCAGAUGAAUGAGAUGAAAAAAUAAAAAAGUCUCGCUGUGAGGCCCGUUGAGUUUUUGUGAAAAUACAGAAUAAAGGAACUAUUCAUCGCAUCUGAAAAGCAAGAAGGACAAAAUAAGCACUUUCUCCCUGCCUUGUAUUCCAGAGCGUCCAUUAUUAGAUUAUUAGAUUAUAUUUGAGCCAAGUUUACAGCUGCGUAUCAAGUAAGAAAGUUUUCAGUUUUUUGUUUUGUUUUUUUUUUGUUUUUUUUUAAAGCAUCCAUGCAGCAACACUUAUAUACAGUAUUUACAUUGCAGAGUCCUGAAUGUGUGACAAAAUUUACGAAAAAAAAAAACCUUUUAUGUUCAAUGAAUUAAGAUUGUAAAUGCUCACAUGUUUUAAACAAAAAAGGACUUCUGAAGAAUUCUUGGAGAUUAAAGCAGAUUAAAGUCUCCACUGACACACGAGCUCCUCAACACAAAGGAAACGUUUUGCCGGUCAGGUCUCUCUGCUCUUCAGUUUUCACUUUUUUUUUUCAAAGACCAUUAUCCGGUAACACGAAGAGACAAGGCCGGUUUGUUUGCAAACAAUCUUUCUAUAAAUAUCGAAACUGAAAACCGAUUGUUGUUGCAUGAAAGGAGGAAAAACCGCCCCGAGCUCAGAGACGGAACUUCCAAUACACACUGCAAUUGCUGUAAAGCUAAGUUUUAUAAAUCAUAAUCAUUAUAAUAGUUUUUUUUUAUGUAGUAUAAUGUACGUUUAUUCAUUUCAUUUUCGUGUGGGAUGAAAUGGGAAUGUCGUGAAGUGGGCAGAGAUUUUUAAACGAAUAAAUGGAAUUUGAAGAAA
Messenger RNA from Silurus meridionalis, 3519 nucleotides. RefSeq names its product death-associated protein kinase 2-like. The transcript has 12 exons. The record is from RefSeq and is a predicted model, not a curated record. Gene Ontology annotation, biological process: intracellular signal transduction; protein phosphorylation; positive regulation of apoptotic process. The coding region runs from base 228 to 1310 and encodes 360 amino acids. Lineage: Eukaryota; Metazoa; Chordata; Actinopteri; Siluriformes; Siluridae. Gene Ontology annotation, cellular component: nucleus; cytoplasm. Gene Ontology annotation, molecular function: protein serine/threonine kinase activity; ATP binding.